AUGGGUGCCGUUCUCGCAAUCCCAGCACUGUUGCUGCCAUCUGCAGCGACACUAUGGUCGGUCGGAGCCUCAUGCUGUGGUGCGGCGUCAUGCUCCAUGCUCUGUGGACCUUGUGGCAUGUCCAAGUUUCGGUCAUCAAUUGCUACAAGAAUCGCAUACGCCAUGAUUCUCCUGGUUAACAGCAUUCUGGCGUGGGUAAUGCUCACCCCAUGGGCGAUAAGAAAACUUGAACACCUUACACUCGAUUACAUGAACUUCAAGUGCGGCUCAAAUGAAUGCUACGGCUAUUUCGCUGUUCAGAGAAUCAACUUCGCCCUCGGUCUUUUCCACUUUAUCCUCUCCGUUCUCCUCGCCGGUGUACGGAGCACCAAAGAUACUCGAGCAGGUCUACAAAAUGGCUUCUGGGGUCCAAAGAUACUGGUGUGGCUCGCAUUUAUUGUGAUAUCCUUCUUGAUCCCGGAAGGAUUCUUCCUCUUCUGGGGCAACUACGUCGCCUAUAUUGGAGCCAUGCUCUUCGUCCUACUAGGUCUGGUUCUUCUCGUCGACCUUGCACACGGUUGGGCCGAACUCUGUCAGGACAAGAUCGAUGACGGUGACGGUCAGAAUUAUCGACUAUGGCAAUUGCUGCUUAUGGGCUCCAGCCUGAGUAUGUACUUGGCCGCAUUUGCUAUGACAAUAGUCAUGUACAUCUUCUUCGCCAGCAGCGGAUGUAGCAUGAACAUCACGGCAAUCACGAUCAACUUGAUCAUGAUCUUUGUUGUCACAUUCCUCAGUGUCCAGCCCUCUAUCCAGGAAGCAAACCCGAAAGCAGGACUGGCUCAGUCUGCCAUGGUGGCGGCCUACUGCACCUAUCUGACUUUCUCGGCGGUGUGCAUGGAACCUGAUGACAAAAACUGCAACCCGCUCAUUCGAGCUCGUGGUGCACGAACUACCACUGUUGUGGUCGGAGCGAUUGUGACAAUGCUUACGAUUGCGUACACAACUACGCGGGCAGCUACACAAGGAUUCGCGAUCGGUACGAACAAUAAAAACAAAUAUUCUCAAGUCUCCCAAGAUGAAUAUGAGCACGGUCUUGUCACUCAGCAGCCUGCAUCUCGUCGGGAAAUCAUGAGGGCAGCCGUUGAGAGUGGAGCGCUUCCUGCCUCGGCUUUGGAUGAAGAUUCUGACGACGAAGACGACACAACUGUGAGCUCGAAAGAUGAUGAACGCCAAGGCACUCAAUACAAUUACAGCCUGUUCCAUGUCAUCUUCCUCAUGGCGACAUGCUGGGUGGCUACAUUGUUGACGCAGAAGAUGGAUCCUGAGAAUUCGAGUGACUUUACUCCUGUUGGUCGAACAUACUGGGCAAGUUGGAUCAAGAUUAUCAGUGCUUGGGUGUGCUAUGCGAUUUACAGCUGGACUCUUGUUGCACCGGUUGUUUUGGAAGGUCGAGAGUUCUCAUGA
This is a messenger RNA of Exophiala viscosa, 1443 nucleotides long. Its product is annotated as serine incorporator/TMS membrane protein. The transcript has a single exon. Gene Ontology annotation, cellular component: membrane. The coding region runs from base 1 to 1443 and encodes 480 amino acids. The record is from RefSeq and is a predicted model, not a curated record. NCBI's taxonomy places the organism in Eukaryota, Fungi, Ascomycota, Eurotiomycetes, Chaetothyriales, Herpotrichiellaceae.